Molecule: messenger RNA, 546 nt
Organism: Mucor velutinosus
Lineage: Eukaryota; Fungi; Mucoromycota; Mucoromycetes; Mucorales; Mucoraceae
Exons: 3
Coding region: 1-546 (181 amino acids)
Biological process (GO): positive regulation of transcription by RNA polymerase II
Molecular function (GO): RNA polymerase II cis-regulatory region sequence-specific DNA binding; DNA-binding transcription factor activity, RNA polymerase II-specific; protein dimerization activity
Source: RefSeq, a predicted model, not a curated record
AUGCAAUCUACUGGUUACUAUCAAUCACCAAAUCAGCAGCAACAAGCUUAUAUGGUACAACAGCAACAACAGCAUCAACAGCAACAACAGACAUCACCGUUACCAACGAGACAAAUGCCGAGACAACAAGCACAACCACAGUUAAUCAUGGACAAUGGUCAGGACGGUUUGGAUGACGAGGACGAGGAUGAUGGCGAAAAGAAGCCCCAAAGAAGAUCAGGGCGUCGUAAGAUUAAGAUUGAGUACAUCGAGGACAAGACAAGACGCCAUAUUACAUUUUCAAAAAGAAAGGCUGGCAUCAUGAAGAAGGCAUACGAAUUGAGCACAUUGACUGGUACCCAGGUGUUAUUGCUUGUUGUAUCUGAAACAGGUUUGGUGUAUACAUUCACUACGCCCAAAUUGCAGCCACUAGUGACCAAACCAGAGGGUAAGAAUUUGAUUCAAUCCUGUUUGAACGCUCCCGAUGCUUCAAUGGAAAAUGGCUCUUUGAAUGGAUCGCCUUCUAUGGGAGCUGCAAAUUUAUAUGGGGACAAUCGUCAAAAAUGA